Bicyclus anynana (squinting bush brown) is the source of this 2871-nucleotide messenger RNA. RefSeq names its product putative leucine-rich repeat-containing protein DDB_G0290503. The coding region runs from base 69 to 2036 and encodes 655 amino acids. Lineage: Eukaryota; Metazoa; Arthropoda; Insecta; Lepidoptera; Nymphalidae. The record is from RefSeq and is a predicted model, not a curated record. The transcript has 15 exons.
UAGUAAUAGCUUAGAGCUAGAAUUAUAGGAGCAUCCUAGUUUAGUUGUAUUGUGAUCGUGUUGUGAAAAUGUACUAUACUCAGAUAAUCCUACUGCUGUUUGCUCUACAGUCACUGGUAUCAAUCGCAGCGUACACUUUGGUUCAAGUACAGGACAACACAAAGCAGAAACUACAGGAGAGUCUUACAGAGGUGGCCGAGACAAAGCGUCCAUUUACCAAUGGUCAUGGAUAUCAAUUCGAUAACAGAGAACUGAUUGAACACCAAAAAUCAACAGGUGAUGAAAUGAAAGCAGAAAACACCGACACUGAUGUAGGUGGUGACGAACGUGAUAAUUUUGCUGACAACGCGCGUGACGAAACAAACCGACAUAAUGAUAAUGAGGAAUUAGCGGUAACUGCUCGUCCGUUUACCAACGGACACGGAUACGAAUUUGCUGAUUGGGAUCCAAUUGACGUCAAGGGACUGAGAAAUAAGUUGUUAAAUAAAAUGAAAGAAAUGUAUCCAAGUAUUAAGAGGAACAAUGUUCAACCAACGGACAAAAUUCGUCGGAAAAGACAACUAGUAAACUAUCAGAACAUACCUGAUGGAUUGGCUCAGCACAACUUGGACCCGCAAGUUAUACCGGACCACGUCAACAGAAUGUUAGUCAGUAGACCAUCCAUUGACAACUCUAUGAGAGCGAACGGUCCUUUGAGGGAUGAAUACGGAAAUGUUUUGUAUGAGAACAUGAACCCUGUAUAUUCCGGGGGCAGACAAUUUGCCAAUGUACCUAGAGGAUAUGGGAACUUGAGAAGCGAUCAAGGUUAUGUAUGGAAUCAAAUAAAUAACAUACAAAAUGAACCGUUACAAAACCAAUAUAUCAGCCAAGCUGUGCAGCAAAGACCACUUGAAAGCUCACCACUAAAUUGUAAUCCGUAUAAGCAAAUACAAUUGACUACUCCUGACAAUGAAUUGAAAAACAUUAAACAAACACCUAUAGAUAGAAAUGAUGACAGAAAUAUGGAGAAGCUACUAAAUUCUGAACUAACCAAUAAGGUAAACAAUGAAAGUUUCACUCAGGUGGUUGAUAAACAAAUAGUAACUAAUAAUAGCGAAGUAAUCAAAAAUGUUUACAAAGAAGAGAUGAUGAAUAACGUCAACCAAAUAAGUAAAAGAAUUAACUCUAUCAAAGACAAAGUAAAGGAUAAGUUUGGUAAUAUAAAUGGAAUUUUGAAUUCAACAGCGGUAAAGAAACUACUUGUGAGUGACAAGAAUGUGGAUAUUGCGGACAAACAACUCGAAGAUUACACUCAACCGAAUUCUGACAAACUCACAGAUGAUAAGUUAGAUGCCGAACCAAGUGACGCCAUUAUUGAUGUAGACGAUGCUAAUAUUAAUGGUACUCGUAAUAUUACUGAUAAGGGAGCAAUUACAAAUGUUAUUGAAAAUAAUGAAGAAAUAGAAAAACCAGAGCAAAGUAUAUGUAACUUAAAUAAUAAUGAAGCAGAACCUUUUGUUAACAACAAUCAGACGGCUGAAGAUAAUAUUUCUGUAAAAACCGAAGCACAAACCACAGAAAUCAAUGAUUCAAGAAAUUCUACUCCUAACGAAACAAUAAAUAAUGAACAAGAGACAUUAGAACUUGAUCCUAUAGAAAGUAUACUUCCGAAUGAGACUUCAUCAACAGAUAUAAAACAAGAUACAUUAACAGAAGUAGUUAAAGAGACUGACAUAAAAACCUCUGAUAUUAAAGUUUUAAACGAAGCAAAUAUUGAAGUAGAAGAAAAUAGCAAUGAUCACAAUAAUCACGAUGAUAUAAAACAAGAAAAAUCUACGGAUCUCAAUUUUGAAGAAUUGUUUGAUAAGGAAGAAUUUUGGGAUUGGCUUUCUAAAUGGACGACGGCGUAUAUGGAGAUAUUAAAUGAGAAUAUUAAAACAAUCGUUAAAGGAGAAGUCACUAAGCAACUGGUAGAAAUCAAGUCGAAAACGUCAAUAGACGGGGAUCUUCAAACUAUGAUCGACAAAAAAGAAGACUUAUCAAUCAAAAAGAAAUAAAAUACUCUCUCUGAUUAAUUUUAUAAGUGUAUUAUAUAUUUUAAUGUUAUUUUACAGGCACCACAAUACAUUUUUACAUUGUGAUUGCGUCCGAUUAAUGAAUGGGCGUAAUUUUUCGUAACUUGUAACGUGACAAGGCCGCUCUACAUUUUCAAUUUUCAUGCCAACAAAAACGUACCGCCAAACGGUCUAGCAUUCCGAUAUGAUGCCGCGAAGAAGCCGUCCUAGGGCCAAUUGUACACUAACUUGUCAGAUGAAAGCACAGUCAAGGGUAACAUCAUCAACAUAACACAAAAUGGUAACAACAGUUUAGCAGUUUCACGACGAGAUUCUUCGCGGUUUUGCGCUAUGUUUGUGCCAGGUCGCGCGUUGCCCCUCAAUAUUUGUCAGCUUUUCGUGAACUAGGUAAUAAUGAAUAAUCAGUACCUACCUAACGACGCAGACGCGUUUUAGAAUGUGGAACAAUGACAGCAUUUGCCAAAAAUCGCGCAACGAAUUGCACCGUGGUUCGCGCCAUAAAUUCAAUGCAUGAGAAUAUGGAACGGCCUAUACACUAUACAAGUACCGUGUAAUUAAUGUAUAGAGGUGACAAAAAAAAUUUACACAUUCUAUUAGUGUAAUUAGGUAAUCAGCACUGUUUAAUUGCUAUGAGAUGUACUACUAACUUAUUAUUUAUUGAUAGCUAAAAAAUAAUUAUGCGUAAUUUAAGUGAUUAAUAUAUGAAUACCUUAAAUUAUUAAAUUAGAAAUUAUAUAAAUUAAUGUUGUAAUGAGAAUCUAUUUAUUGAAAUAAUAAAAACUUUAUCAUUUAAAUGUGCAUAUAAUUGAAUGUUUUA